UCGAGCCAACAUCAUGGGUGGCGUGUUGAAUUAGAAUGCCUCCCCACACCAUGGAACACAGUGUUCCCCUUCCAUUUAGCUUCGUCAAUCCCCACUCACCGUCUCUCGACUUAAAUAGAGUGGGGGGGAGGCACACAGCACAGGACAGGUUAUUUCGUAGUUUGCUACUUCAACACCACGCGCCGCUAACUUCGAUCCGAGCAAAGAACUGCGAAGGUCUCGGCGCGGUCGCCACUACUUUCCUGGAUAUUGCCGAGUACGCGUCGUUCUAUUGUGCACGAAAAAAGUUGGAUUUUCUUUUACGUAGUUUAUGUUCUUUUGGUGAUCAAGUGUAUUUAAUCUGGUGUUGUGUGAUCUGCCUUAAAGUGUUUUACCAAAUGGUUGUGCUCGAGGAGGGCGGCAUGUUGACCACUGGACAUAAUCAGUAUCUCCAGCCGGAUUAUCUUUCUCCGCUUCCAACCACGUUGGAUGCGAAGAAGAGUCCACUAGCCCUACUGGCACAGACGUGCAGUCAAAUCGGAGCAGAUUCACCAACGAAACCGCUCAUCUCUCCAUUGGACAAGCAGUCGAAGGGUUCGGCAGCAGCAUCAAAUGCAAGAUCCCCGCCGGCGGCCAAGUUGGAGCGUACAAGAUGCAGUCCGACGGACUCCAAGACGCUGGCAUUUAAACCCUAUGAAACAAACGUAGUGUCUAAAAAAUCCGAUGAUGGAAGACCUGCCUCAAAGGCGAGUGUGCACAGUGUCAGUGGUCAGGAUAGUGUCAGUGUGUGUGAUAUGAGUAAUUCGGAGAAAAAAUCCUCUGGUAGUCGAACACCAGUGGGGAGAAAGUCAACUUCCCCCUUAAGUCCUCCGAAUUCGACAAAUAAUUCUAGUAAUAGUGAUCGAAAAACACCCGCUGAUCGUGAAAAAGUGAGUGAUUCGCCCCGAAACAAUGGUGCAAGUCCGAUAAUCCGAUCAGGAAUGGAGAUCCUCUCGGGACAUGCGAAAGACCUCGGUGCUUAUAAGUCAGUAUCGGGACUUCCCAGUUUCGGUGGUAAUCCUCUUUGUUGUCCUCCUGGUCUCGCCGAAAAUCCCGCAUUCAGGCCACCUUUUGCCGGAGCAUCGCCAUUCUCGCAUCAUCACGCCGCGACUGCAGCUCUCUUAGCCUAUCCACCAACAUCAUCGGCUGCUGGUAACAAUCCUUAUUUGAGUUAUGCACGUGUGAAGACACCAGCUGGUGGCGAAGCUCUAGUUCCAGUGUGCAAGGAUCCUUACUGUACUGGUUGUCAGUACAGCAUGCACAAUGCCCAAAUGAUGAUGGGCGCCGGUUCCUGUCCCAGUGGUUGCACCCAAUGUGAUCAUCAAAAAUACGGCCUGGCCAUGGCCCUAUCGUCACUGGGACAAAUGCCACCACCCUCUCUCAGUUAUCCAUCAACCCUAGCCGGUGGACGACCCCACGUCUGCAGUUGGAUUGCCGGUGAUUCAUAUUGUGGAAAACGGUUUAACACUUCUGAGGAACUACUUCAACAUCUUAGGAGUCACACGAGUUUGGCCGGUGGUGAACAUGCGGCGGCUGCAUCAGCUGCUCUCUUAGGUUCACCACAUCCUCAUCCAUUACUGUCACCGUCGGCGGCACUUCAUCGUGCAGCCGGUGGUUCAUAUCCUGCACCUUCACUCAGUCCACUUAGUGGACGAUAUCAUCCUUAUGGAAAACCAAUGACUGGACCACUUCCUGCAUCACUUGCGGCAUCACCAUACAGUGCAUUCAAUGCACUCGGACCCUAUUAUUCACCCUAUGCAAUUUAUGGUCAACGAAUUGGCGCCGCCGUUCAUCCAUAAGUUUCUUCCGACGGAACAAAACAAAAAGGGACCAAGUCCCGUUUAAACAGACUGUCUUUACUUGUAAAUAAAAAACGCCCUGGGCGUGUAUUUGUAAUAUAGGAAUCUAUUUAAAUGAGAAGAUCUAUAUAAAUGAAAAAAAUAAUUAUUACUAUAUGCGAAUUGAAAGUGUGUAUCGACGUUAAUGUCGCGAGUUGCAAAAGUGUAUUUCUCUAAUUAUAUAAGACGUUUAUCUUACGUGUCAAUUUUUCAUUUCUUAAAAUUGUGUUUCUCCGAAUUGUAAAAAAGAAAUUUUUUCUUUGCAAAAGGAAAUUUUUGGUGUUUUGUUUUCUUAUCCCAGUGAACGAUCGACUCGAUGAUUUUCAGAAACUGUCCAUACUGUAACUGUGAUAUUGUAUUAUUUUUUCAAAAAAUAAGAAAAGAAAGGAAAGUCUUUGUUUCGCGAUUAAUUGAGUCGAUUGCAAAUAUUUCGAUCACAAUUCACAGUAAAAUAAAAUUUUUGUCAAAUGAUUUAAGUGCUAAAAAUGCAACAGUGCGCAUAUAGCGUUACGAUAUGUCAUUUCAUCUUGUAAAUAAGAAUUGUAAAUAAUAUCGUUGAGUUUCCAUACUGCUUUAAUAAACAUGUUUGUAGAAUCAUAA
Molecule: messenger RNA, 2456 nt
Organism: Leptopilina heterotoma
Lineage: Eukaryota; Metazoa; Arthropoda; Insecta; Hymenoptera; Figitidae
Gene: noc
Product: zinc finger protein Noc-like
Exons: 2
Coding region: 36-1817 (593 amino acids)
Biological process (GO): negative regulation of DNA-templated transcription
Cellular component (GO): nucleus
Source: RefSeq, a predicted model, not a curated record